Polyodon spathula (Mississippi paddlefish) is the source of this 2714-nucleotide messenger RNA. RefSeq names its product abhydrolase domain containing 6, acylglycerol lipase a (gene abhd6a). NCBI's taxonomy places the organism in Eukaryota, Metazoa, Chordata, Actinopteri, Acipenseriformes, Polyodontidae. The record is from RefSeq and is a predicted model, not a curated record. The coding region runs from base 190 to 1200 and encodes 336 amino acids. The transcript is spliced from 9 exons.
AAGUGCAGCAGCAAAGCGAACGCGCUGCUGCUGCACAAUCGGGUUUGAAUUGGCACCCUGUCAACAUGCUUUUGUGAUCGUCACUGCAGUUUGAGAUUUUCACUUGAAUUAAAGCAGCACUCGAAUGUGUAGCAAAUUGACUGGAGCAUCGAAAUAGCAUAACAACGAGGUGUGACGCAGUGCAGGGAGAUGGACGUGGACCUUGUGAACAUGUUUCUCAUCGCUGGCGGCACGCUGGCCAUUCCCAUCCUGGCAUUUGUUGCCUCAUUUCUGCUGUGGCCUGCGGCUCUCAUCAAAGUGUAUUAUUGGUACUGGCGGCGGACGCUGGGACUGCAGGUGAUGCAUGCGGAGAGCGACGGGUAUCGCUUCUGCUACUCGUACCGCGGGAAGCCUGGGACCCGGCCCUCCAUCCUCAUGCUGCACGGCUUCUCUGCGCACAAAGACAUGUGGCUGACCGUCGUCAAGUAUCUCCCGAAGCACCUUCACCUGGUCUGUGUGGACAUGCCAGGACAUGAGGGCACCUCCCGCACCUGUGCUGAGGACUACUCCAUCGAGGGGCAGGUGCGGAGGAUACACCAGUUUGUCGAGUGUAUCCGUCUCAAUAAGAAGCCCUUUCAUCUGGUGGGCACCUCGAUGGGAGGGAACGUGGCUGGAGUGUACGCUGCCCGCUACCCCUCCCACCUCUGCAGCGCCUCGCUCAUCUGCCCUGCAGGUCUACAGAUCCCCAAUGAAAGUAAGCUUGUGAAGCAGCUGCAUGAACGGCAGGCAACGCAGAACAUGUCAGGGAUCCCUCUCAUCCCCUCCACCCCCGAGGAGAUGGAGGACAUGCUGAAGCUCCUCUCCUACGUGAGAUUCAAAGUGCCACAGCAGAUUCUGCAGGGACUGGUAGAUGUUCGAAUACCACACAAUGAUUUCUAUCGUGAAGUGUUUUUAGAGAUUGUGGGUGAGAAGUCGAGACACUCCCUGCAGGAGAACAUGCACUUGAUUACCGUCCCACUGCAGGUGAUCUGGGGGAAACAGGAUCAGGUUAUUGAUGUCUCCGGGGCGACGGUUCUAGCCAGCGGUGUUCGCGACUGCCGUGUGGAUCUGCUGGAGAACUGUGGUCACUCCGUGGUGAUGGAGCGGCCCCGGAAAACCGCCAGGCUCAUCCUGGAAUUCCUCAUCGCGCAGCAGGACAGCAGCAGCAAGAAGUUCUCCUGAGCAGAGCUGCAACUCCACCCCUCUGUCUGGCCUGCCUGCAAAUAUUUUAUAUGAACAGUCUCAGAUGCAUUUCUCUGGUUACAGGGGUCCAGGUGCCACAGUCCCUGAGGAAAGUACUGUAGGAUUUUACUAAGCCUCAGCUGCCAUGUGUACAGUGUAACUGUGGAGCGUAGACAAAAGGGGACGAAGUGGAACUGACAGGACUUGAAAAUCUGUUAAUAGAAGGGGAGUAAGGCAAACUGCUGGGCUGCCCUGCAGACCCAAACUCCCCUUGCAACUGGAAAGGCAUUACAAUGGACACAUCUCCUUAUAAUAAUAAUAAUAAUAAUAAUAAUAAUAAUAAUAAUAAUAAUAAACUGUCUUCCAUUUACCACUUGGCAGAACAGGACAAGAAAAAGAGGGCUGCAAUAUUCUCAGGGGCUACAAGUGAUACCCUAAAUGAUAAACACACGAGUAAGCCACAAGCUUUAAUAUUACUUAAUAUGAUCAGCAAACCCACAAUUGCACAGUAGUAAGUAGUAAUUAGACACGAUUUAGUGUUUUGUUUUUCUGUAUUUCAAAGCCUGCCACCUGCUGAUCUUUGUAAACUACAGGACUCGCAUCAGUAAGCAAGCUGCAUUGGUCAAAGAGCACUGGAAUCCUCCCCGCUCUGCUUUGUCAGUUGUUGUAAUAGACCACGUAAUAGAAAAUAUACCAUGUAAUAGACCAUGAAAUCUUAUAUUUGCAUGGGAAACUUACAGCGUUAAACUGAACAUGAAUGCUUUUUAAGAUUAGUUGAUACUUAUGCACUGUAGACUUUCUUACAAUCCUAGUGUAUAUUACCAUAAUUAAUAUCUUAAUUUAUAUAUCUAUAUGGAGAUAGGUAAAUAAUUUGGGGAGGGGAAAAUAAUAUAAUGUAAUGUUGAUUUGUUACUGCAUUUAAAAAAAAAAAAAGUUAUAAUAAUAAUAAUAGCACCCUCUGCUGGAUCCAGACCGUGUUGUUUCGAGGACUGGCAAGUGCAACCCUGUAUGUCUCUGGUAGUACUCUGAAGAAGCAGUAGAUUGUGUGUUUACCUCUUCAAUAUGCAAUAUGUAUAUAGACACUUUGAUUGCUUCUCCACAAAUCUGAAACCAUUGAAAUAUUUAAGCAAUACUUUUGAAUGCUGCAAAAAACCAUAGGUAAUAUAAAACAGUGCUCACUAAGAUGACACUAUUUCACGAAGGCUGUGUAUAACAAGCCACUCAUGAAGCCUCAGAAUUCUUUAUGUACCUGUAGGAUUUUCUGCAAUAAACUGCUGUGUGUAUUACUAUCACACCCUGAUGAAGUGCUGUGUGUAUUACUGUCACACCCUGAUGAACUGCUGUGUGUAUUACUGUCACACCCUGAUGAACUGGCAUGUGUAUUACUGUCACACCCUGAUGAAGUGCUGUGUGUAUUACUAUCACACCCUGAUGAAGUGCUGUGUGUAUUACUAUCACACCCUGAUGAACUGGCAUGUGUAUUAAUAAGUUAAUUGUCAUUAAACUCGGUUGUC